CAUAACAAUUUCUUCCAAAAAGCCUUGUUAUAAACCUCAUUUCUUCCAUCUCAUUUUCCCAUAACACCAAAAAAAUGGCAAACCAAAUUAGUAAUAUUUCCCCCAAAAUCUUGAUCAUAACCCUAAUUUCCAUUGGUUUCAACAACUAUUUCCUGCCAACUGAUGCCGAAGAAACAGGCAAGGCCCUAAUUGAAUCAACCUGCAAAAAAACACAGUACCCUGAAGAAUGUAUCUCAGCUUUGGAAUCAGAUCCUGGCAGCUUCACCGCCAACUUAACCGGGUUAACACGGAUUGCAGUGAAGAAAUCUGCUUCUAAACUUGUUGAAACCUUACACAUUGUGGAAACGUUGGUGCUGAAUGCGACAGAUUAUCUAACAUGGGGGUUCCUUGUCAACUGUCGUGAUACUUACAACAUCAGCGUUCCUCAAAUCCAGAGAGGUCUACAGGCUUUUGAUGGGCUCAAGUUUGAUAAAUCGUAUGAAAGUGUUGAGGCUGUUAAUAAUGCAGUCAUUGGGUGUGAUCGUCAGGGAUGGACAUUGCCAAUCUUAACCCAAGUUAAUAGAGCUUUGUUUAGGCUCACCAAGGAUACCAUGAUGAUCUUGCAUCUUCUUUUCUAAUCUAAACAAUGUUUUAUGUUAUUGCAUAUAUUAUUGACAAAUAAAAUGUUCUCAAACAAUCCAUGAAAUUAUCCAUUUGCUGGGCUGCCCUAUUACUAUUCUGUUCUCCAAAACUUAUACUCAGA
Messenger RNA from Gossypium raimondii (Peruvian cotton), 742 nucleotides. RefSeq names its product cell wall / vacuolar inhibitor of fructosidase 2. The record is from RefSeq and is a predicted model, not a curated record. Gene Ontology annotation, biological process: negative regulation of catalytic activity. The transcript has a single exon. Gene Ontology annotation, molecular function: pectinesterase inhibitor activity. The coding region runs from base 75 to 617 and encodes 180 amino acids. NCBI's taxonomy places the organism in Eukaryota, Viridiplantae, Streptophyta, Magnoliopsida, Malvales, Malvaceae.